GAUUUAGAGAAUGGGUGGUCACUGGUGAAGUGGUGGAGUGUAGUUGCAAUGAUACAAAGAAUCUAAAACUAAAAACAACGUAGCCUCGAGAAACUAGAAACACAGAGAGGAGUGUGGAGAUGAUAUUGGGUAAGAGACACCGACCUCCGAUCAAGAGAACCACCAGCAUGACAGAAUUCACCUUGGAUCUCAACGGCCCCGCCGCCGUUGGAGGUGGCCAUGACAACCCUCAACCACCGCAUGAUCCUAACAACCCCUUCAACACGAACACACCAAGUGGUAGUCUUGAUCAUCGGUUCUUGACUGCCUCCAAUAUUUCUCCGAGGAACCACCGCCGGAAUUCACUUGACCAUAUGGAAACGGCUCAUUUCUUGACAGUUUGUCACCUCUGUAACCGCCGGUUGAUCCCCGGCCGUGAUAUCUUCAUGUACAGAGGCGACAGUGCAUUUUGUAGUUUGGAGUGCAGACAGCAACAAAUGAUUCAAGAUGCAAAGAAACCAGUUGCUCUCAGUUCUGAAUAAUAAUAUUCAUCAAAUGAUUCGAAUAUACGAAGCAUUAAUUAUUCUAUUUUAAUAUUUUAUGGGGUUUGGAAAUUCAACCAAUGUCCAUAUGAUUGAGUAUGAUGCAGAUAUGUACAUACAUAUCUAUGUAUAUUUAAUUAUUUAUGUAUGUACGUACGUAUGUAGAGG
This is a messenger RNA of Lactuca virosa, 689 nucleotides long. Lineage: Eukaryota; Viridiplantae; Streptophyta; Magnoliopsida; Asterales; Asteraceae. The record is from the annotation of a GenBank genome assembly.